AUGGUGGUGGCCCCUGCACCACUGCUCAGGAAAGUUGGUGACCUGGCCCUGGUUGUGGAUGGCUGCUCCAUUUCCUCAUCUCCUGAGGAGCAGAAGAGGCUGCUCUGUCUUGGCAUCACCGGACCUGAGGGACACGUUUUAUCUCACCCUGAAGAGGUCGAGACGGAGGCGGUGUACAGGGCCGUCACCAUCGCCAAACAGGCUAACUGCCCACUGUAUGUUACCAAGGUGAUGAGUAAGUCCGCCGCUGAUAUCAUCGCCAAGGCCAGGAAGAAAGGUAUGGUGGUGUACGGAGAGCCAAUCACAGCCGGCCUGGCCACUGACGGCUCUCACUAUUGGUCCAAAGACUGGGCCACCGCUGCUGCCUUCGUCAUGAGCCCCCCCCUCAACCCGGACCCCUCAACGCCUCAGAACCUGGUCUCUCUGUUAGCAUGUGGAGACCUCCAGGUGACGUCCAGCGCUCAGGCGAGCUUCUCCACGGCUCAGAAGGCCGUCGGUAAGGAUGACUUCACGCUGAUCCCUGAAGGCACCAGCGGCAUCGAGGAGAGGAUGUCAGUGGUUUGGGAUCGAGCCGUGUGCUCGGGGAAGAUAGACGAGAACAACUUUGUGGCAGUGACGAGCACCAAUGCCGCCAAGUUGUUCAACAUCUACCCACGCAAAGGGAGGAUCGCUGUGGGCUCGGAUGCUGACCUCGUCAUCUGGAAUCCUAAAGAGACCCGGACUGUUUCUGCAGAGACCCACAACCUGAGCCUGGAGGUGAACAUCCUGGAGGGUCUGGUGCUCCGGGGGGUUCCGUCUGUUGUGAUCUGCGGGGGUCGGGUGGUUCUUCAGGACGGGAAGCUGAACGUGAGCGAAGGAUCCGGACGUUUCAUAAACAGGAAGGCGUUCCCCGACACCGUGUACAAGAGGAUCAGAGCCCGCAGCAAGAUGGCGGAGGCCCGAGGCGUCCCCCGUGGAAACUACGAUGGUCCGGUCCAUGAUGUCAUCAGCAUGACUAAAUCGGUCCCACCCACUCCGACCAGCAGAGGACCGCCCUGCCAGAAAACCCAGACCAGCCUCCGAAACCUCCACCAAUCAGGAUUCACACUGGCAGGAAGCCAGGUUGACGACCACAUUCCUCGCCGCUCGACUCAGAAGAUCGUCGCUCCCCCCGGCGGACGCUCCAACAUCACUUCCUUGUCUUAGACAGGAAGUGACUCAGCACAUGAGCAGGAAGUGAGCGAAUGUCUCCGAGAGGCUGCACUAAAAGCUAACAACAAGCUACACCUGCUGAUAAUAUACUACAGUACUGCAGUACUACAGGUACUAUUAUACUGCAGUACUUGUAGUAACUUCAAAAAGUACUCCUUCCAAUUACUAGCACUUAACCCUUUUGGAGUAGUACUUCAUUUAAUACUAAAGAUAUAUGUAGUGCUACCCCUUAAACUAAUACUACAUCCAUAAGAUCAGUUCAACACAAACCCAUAAAACAGUAGUACUACAACCCUACAUAUACUAACACAUCCUACAACACCCCCUCAUGUAGCAGUAAACAUAGUAACUGUAGUACUUUAAAUACCACUGAACCCAACAACACCUUUACAAAUACUAGUACACUCCUCAACUGGUACUGUACUUCUACAGGAGUAGUACUCAAUGCUACAACAGUGGUACUUUAACUAGUACUUACAGUUUGGUGUUUUUCUCCAGGCCUGCUGUGUACCGGCCUCCAGAUCAUGUGAAGCUCUCUAAAUGUAUACAUGUACUCAAACAACUGCAUCCUGUCCCCUAUUACCGAGUAUUCCUGAGUAUAGCUGAGUACACCGAGUAUUCUUGAGUAUUACUGAGUAUUACCGAGUAUUCUUGAGUAUUCCUGGGUAUAGCUGAGUAUUCCUGAGUAUUCUUGGGUAUAGCUGAGUAUUCCUGAGUAUUCCUGGGUUUCCCCCUAACUGCUGAACACCAGGUGUUCACAGGUGUUGCACUAACCCUCUGCAGUAUUUCCUUAUGCAGGUCUGUGGUGCUGUCUGUGUUUUAUUACUCUCUAAUACCUGUCCUGUAUAAUAUACUCCCUGUGUACUCCUUUAUGAUAUUACUAAUACUCUGUACUUUGUUCUUGUAGUUUCUGCUCUGACUCCCUUUCAUAUUUAUUUUAUAAGUUUGAUACUGAAACUCUUUCAGGCUGACUGUGGAAACAUGAAUACAAACAAACAGUGCAAAAAUAAUCCAGAAAUAGCCUGCAGGUAGCUGACCCCCCCCCGUAUGACCUCUACUGACCCCUUUGUUAACCCCCCCCCUCCCCAUAUGACCCUGCAGUGUCAGUGAUGAAAGCUUCGCCGUUUACACAAAGAGUUUAGUCCUCUUGGACACGUUGUCCUGGUGACGGUGAAUCUGUUGUUGUUGUUGUUGUUGUUGUUGUUGUUGUUGCUGUUGUUGUUGUUGUUGUGUAAACUGAGCUGCAUGAA
Eleginops maclovinus (Patagonian blennie) is the source of this 2441-nucleotide messenger RNA. Its product is annotated as dihydropyrimidinase-related protein 2-like. Gene Ontology annotation, molecular function: hydrolase activity, acting on carbon-nitrogen (but not peptide) bonds. The transcript is spliced from 10 exons. The record is from RefSeq and is a predicted model, not a curated record. Lineage: Eukaryota; Metazoa; Chordata; Actinopteri; Perciformes; Eleginopidae. The coding region runs from base 1 to 1185 and encodes 394 amino acids.